This is a messenger RNA of Oncorhynchus keta (chum salmon), 3602 nucleotides long. RefSeq names its product phospholipase A2, group XIIB (gene pla2g12b). NCBI's taxonomy places the organism in Eukaryota, Metazoa, Chordata, Actinopteri, Salmoniformes, Salmonidae. The coding region runs from base 1242 to 2333 and encodes 363 amino acids. Gene Ontology annotation, molecular function: calcium ion binding; A2-type glycerophospholipase activity. The transcript has 4 exons. The record is from RefSeq and is a predicted model, not a curated record. Gene Ontology annotation, biological process: lipid catabolic process; phospholipid metabolic process; arachidonate secretion. Gene Ontology annotation, cellular component: extracellular region.
UUAAAGCCAGUCAGUGGCACAAAGAGAUAUACAUCUCCUUCAAAUACUGACGUUAUGUUGCGCUGACAACCAAACACAAUUCAAUAUCACUUUCGAAAGACAGACUAUUAACUUGUGGUUAGAGCGGUGAGAGCGUUGGACUAGUAACCGGAAGGUUGCGAGUUCAAACCCCCGAGCUGACAAGGUACAAAAUCUGUCGUUCUGCCCCUGAACAAGGCAGUUAACCCACUGUUCCCAGGCCGUCAUUGAAAAUAAGAAUAUGUUCUUAACUGACUUGCCUGGUUAAAUAAAGGUAUAAAAAUAAAAAACUUGUUAACAAAUUAUAUUUUGGAUUUAUGUCUCCAACUAAAUACAAAAAUACAAGUUCAAGAAUAGGAUGAAGUAAGUGGCUCAGAUUAAACUAUCCAAGUCUUAGAUAUCCUUGAUAUUUUGGUUGCAUUGUAAACCAAACACAAGUCAAUAUUACUUUUGUAACACAGAAAAAUAGACUAAAGUUAAGGCUACCUUACAAACGAAUGUAACGUUAUUUCUUCAACCUUAAAAAUGAGUUUCAUCUAUGACCACAUUUUGAGGUUGAGGUCAGUCUGUUGUAACUAUAAAAUGUUUUUAUUUAUUUAUGUAAUCAUAGAAAGCGUUCCUGUUCAAGAUGGCGUGGAAAGGUUGCAGUUCUGUGUAAAUCUUCACAAUUUCUAUGAUAUAAUCUGACCCGAAUCUCCAACCGCAUUGAUCACUUGCACAAUGUACUUUUUAAUGUGAUCUCAACUGUAAUCGUUUGGUUCUGCUAUUAGAUGAAGCACAGUGAUAACACAUUAAGUUGUUGUAUAAGUACAAAAUACCUGACAUUGUUUUUCCAUUGUUAUUUGGUUGUGCUUUUAGAUGGUUGAAAACAUAGUGAUAUUAGGAUAAUAUCAAUAAAUAAAUAAAUAGCAUUAGGAUUUCAACAAACUUCUAGCUGUCUUUUUGAGUGGGUGAAAAAACAUUUAAAUAUCAUUGGAUCAACGUCUUAAUGAAAUAUUACCCAAUUUUCCACGUUUAAAUGACAUGUUGUGCCCAGUAGGAAAGGAUUAUUGACCUUUGAACCCAGCAUCGAUUUGUCUGUGCCUUGCUGUCUCCCUGACCUAAUCAGUGGCCAAAGUCCUCUCUGCCUCUCACACAGACACAGUCAGUACUCUCAGAGUCUGUUUAAAUGUGGACGUCUUCCUCUCAGACUAACCUGCGCAGUCACUUUCUACCAGGCCACCAUGCUUCCCCGUACCGUAUCCUUCCUCCUGCUCUUCAUCUUCCUCUCCUCUGGGAUGUCUGCUUCUCUGGUCAGCAGGACAACCCGCGAAGAGGACGGCCCUCCUGCUGUUCCGACCACGUUCAGGGUUGCCACCUCUGCUGCUGUAGGUGUUCUGUCGGAGGUUGAUGCCGUGCAGGCAGGUGGCCCGGUCGUUGAUGAUACUCCUUCAGCUGAGGCUGUGGCAGAAGCCCUAGUGACAAAUGAGCUUGUUACAGAUGCCGCUGUAGCUGACGAGGUUGUAGCCGAAGAGCCGGAUGAGGACACCCCAGUUGCUGAUGCUCUGGUAGCAGAUGCCCCUGUAGACGCCUUUAUCAUGACAGAAGAAGAAAAAGAGGCCCUGAUAACAGAAGCAAUGAUUAAAGAGUUGUCUGCCCGGGUGGAGAAGGAAGAACUCGCUGAAGAGACAGAGAUUCAAGACGCCAUCUUGAAAGAGUUGGCUGACCGGGAGACCCUUGGGAAGGCAGUGGAGGAGCCCAUUGUAGAGGCAGCAGAGGCAGAUGCUCCAGGGGAGGAUCCAGCCAGCUCUGAGAUACCUGUCUUCGAAGCCCAGGAAGAGGACUCUGGAUGGGGGUUGGCUUCCGUCAGAGAGAGCCUCCAGGCAGCCAACGGAUACUUUGACUCUCUUGUGGAACUGAUGGGGGGACGCAAUGGAGUGUGUCAAUACAAGUGCAAAUACGGUAAAACACCUGUGCAUCGCUAUGGUUACGUGACCCCAGAGCCCAACGGUUGCAGCUCCAACCUCCUAGGAUUCCAGGUACCUGACGGUUUUGACAUUGGCAUCCCAGCCAUGACUCAGUGCUGUAACCAGCUGGACAGUUGUUACGACACCUGUGGCUCCAACAAGUACCGCUGCGACUCCAACUACCGCUGGUGUCUCCACGCUAUCUGCUCUGACCUGAAGAAAAGCUUGGGGUUCGUGUCAAAGGUCAAAGCCUGUGAGACCGUAGCAGAUGCUCUGUACAACACAGUGUGGACGCUGGGCUGCAGAUCCUUCAUGAACAGCCAGAGGGAAGCAUGUCACUGUGAGGGAGAGGAGAGGGAUGAGCUGUAGAGGACCAGGCUGGGAGGAGAGGGAUGAGCUGUAGAGGACCAGGCUGGGAGGAGAGGGAUGAGCUGUAGAGGACCAGGCUGGGACACAACACUACUCAACACGAGAGAAAGCUGGGAGGAGAGGGACGAGCUAUAGAGGACCAGGCUGGGACACAACACUACUCAACACGAGAGAAAGCUGGGAGGAGAAGGACGAGCUAUAGAGGACCAGGCUGGGACACAACACAACACUACUCAACACGAGAGAAAGCUGGGAGGAGAGGGACGAGCUAUAGAGGACCAGGCUGGGACACAACACUACUCAACACGAGAGAAAGCUGGGAGGAGAAGGACGAGCUAUAGAGGACCAGGCUGGGACACAACACAACACUACUCAACACGAGAGAAAGCUGGGAGGAGAGGGACGAGCUAUAGAGGACCAGGCUGGGACACAACACAACACUACUCAACACGAGAGAAAGCUGGGAGGAGAGGGACGAGCUGUAGAGGACCAGGCUGGGACACAACACUACUCAACACGAGAGAAAGCUGGGAGGAGAAGGACGAGCUAUAGAGGACCAGGCUGGGACACAACACAACACUACUCAACACGAGAGAAAGCUGGGAGGAGAGGAACGAGCCGUAGAGGACCAGGCUGGGACAAUACACUACACUACCCAGCACAACACAACACUACUCAACACGAGAGAAAGCUGGGAGGAGAAGGACGAGCUAUAGAGGACCAGGCUGGGACACAACACUACUCAACACGAGAGAAAGCUGGGAGGAGAAGGACGAGCUAUAGAGGACCAGGCUGGGACAAUACACUACACUACCCAGCACAACACAACACUACUCAACACGAGAGAAAGCUGGGAGGAGAAGGACGAGCUAUAGAGGACCAGGCUGGGACACAACACUACUCAACACGAGAGAAAGCUGGGAGGAGAAGGACGAGCUGUAGAGGACCAGGCUGGGACAAUACACUACACUACCCAGCACUACACAACACAACACUACUCAACACGAGAGAAAGCUGGGAGGAGAAGGACGAGCUAUAGAGGACAUGCAGGACAAUAUCCUCUUGCGAGAAUCAUCAAUGGGAAAAGGGUGCUUGGAACUCAAUGGAUUCAUACAGUGGGACUUCACACCGCACAAAUUAGAAUAUUACUUUAUUAUUAACCUAGAAAAUAUUUGUAAAAAUUCUAUUACCACAUGAAAACACGACAGAGGUUUUACGCUUGAUGAGGAAAGACUUUACCAAUGAGUUAAUAGUGGUUAUUAUGUAGAA